UAACCGACAAACGCACACAUUCUUCAUACGUUUCCCAACAAAGCGACGCGACAAACCACAACCUACCUCUCCUCUCCACCAUUAUUUCCCUCUCUCUAAUCCACCAUGGCUUCGCAAGGAGACAACAACGACGAGGUGCGCAUAGGAGAAGAAGAAGAAGAAGAAGAAGAUCAGGAGGAAUUUGUUGGAUUGGAGAUGGAGGAAGGAGCUGGAGAUAGCAGCUUCAGCAACGACGAACCAGCUGAGGAAAUUAGGGAUCGAUUUGGGGCUUAUGCUGAGGUCAGAGCUCCGAUCGACGAUGUUUGCCCUAUAUGCUUCGACGGAUUCAUCCUUCCUUGCAGAUCAAACUGCGGCCACUGGUUUUGCGCCAGCUGCAUCAUCCAGCUCUGGAUGUUCCGAUCUUCGAUCCAACCGUGCAAAUGUCCGCUGUGCUAUUCACGGAUAGUCAACCUCAAACCAGAAGCUCAUCCGCCGCCAUUUCCUCCGACAGCUGCGGCGGCGGGCUACGAUACCAACGCUCUUAAAAAAGUGCACCACUACAACGGACUCUACAGCACCGGAUCGCCGGCGCUCCGAGCUUUCCAUCGGAUUCGGUCUAUUCCAAUUUUGUUGAAGAGAGCAUUCCGAGUUUUGCUAUAUCCCGAUGCCUUGAGAUGCACCUACUACAUUUUGCGCCUUCUUGGGUUGUUUUUCGCUCUACUCUACGAAAGAUGGGAGUUCGAGUUUGUGCCCUCUGGUGGAUUAGGGAUACGAAGAAUGUUUGACACGGGUGCCACUAUAAUUGUGGUAACGCUUUUUCUGGGCAGCGUUGGGUAUCCAUGGUUGUUUAGGCAUAUAAAUAUAAAUAUAUAAUCAACUAUACACCUUCCCGAUUUUAACUAACUUCAAUAAUAUGUAUACUAUUCUUGUAUUGUAUGUGAGUAGUACGGCGGCGCUGAUGAGGAUUUAUAAUUG
This is a messenger RNA of Andrographis paniculata, 954 nucleotides long. RefSeq lists its product as uncharacterized. Lineage: Eukaryota; Viridiplantae; Streptophyta; Magnoliopsida; Lamiales; Acanthaceae. Bases 106 to 852 code for a protein of 248 amino acids. The record is from RefSeq and is a predicted model, not a curated record. Gene Ontology annotation, molecular function: ubiquitin protein ligase activity. The transcript has 5 exons.